AUGGACGUCCCGGAAUUGCAUGGACGCAACGUGUUUCACACAGCGUCGAAUCUUUUACGGUCGUCGAGCUAUAGGAACACAGGAGGUGUCGCAACUAGUUCUAGAGACCGGUCUCCUCUUGACGAGGAUUAUGAAACUUCGUUCCGGAGAAGUAGGACCAACUGGGACCCAAGAACGAUUGGGCUCUACUCAAAUGUUUCAUUAGGUAGUGGUGUUGCCGUCCAAAGGCUCCUUAAAGAGCUUGAGGAUUUAAAACGAGAUGGUUCAGCAGGGUACCACGCAGCACCAAAAGGUGAUAAUUUGUUUGAAUGGGCUGCGGUUAUUGAAGGCCCAGAAGAUACGGUGUAUAAAGGUGGAACAUUUUUCCUCGAACUCUCAAUUCCGAAAAACUAUCCCUUUCUGCCUCCAAGAGUUCGUUUUUUGACGAGAAUAUACCAUUGCAAUAUCAAUACACAAGGGGUUGUAUGUGUUGAUAUUUUGAGGAGCGGAUGGAGUUCUUCAAUGACAAUUUCAACAGUUUUGCAGUCUAUAGUUACCCUUAUGUAUGUUUGCAAUCCAGCUGAUCCCCUUGUCAGUGGAAUUGCUGAACAGUAUCUUUCAAACAGGGAAGAGUUUGAACGUACCGCAAGAAUCUGGACAGUGAGAUACGCUCACUGA
Molecule: messenger RNA, 657 nt
Organism: Enterobius vermicularis (human pinworm)
Lineage: Eukaryota; Metazoa; Nematoda; Chromadorea; Rhabditida; Oxyuridae
Source: the annotation of a GenBank genome assembly